UGUGUGGAUUACAGGCAGCUGAACAAGGUUACAAUAAAGAAUAAGUACCCAUUGCCGAGGAUUGAUGAUCUCAUGGAUCAGUUACAAGGAGCUGGAGUUUUCUCCAAGAUUGAUUUGCGAUCCGGUUAUCACCAGAUAAGGGUGAGGGGUGAGGAUAUCCCUAAGACCGCUUUUAGGACUCGUUAUGGUCAUUACGAGUACACUGUAAUGUCUUUUGGGUUGACGAACGCUCCUGCGGUAUUCAUGGAUUACAUGAAUAGAGUCUUCCGUCCGUUUCUGGAUAAAUUUGUUGUUGUCUUCAUUGAUGACAUACUGAUUUAUUCCAAGACUGAAGAAGAGCAUGCGGAACACUUGAGGACCGUGUUGCAGAUUCUAAAGGAGAAGAAACUUUAUGCAAAACUGUCUAAGUGUGUAAUUCUCGGAACAGUCAGCGUCGUCUUCUCCCGUAGUGUUGUCAUCUCUGUCAGCAUCGUCCUCGUCAGCAACAUUGUCUACUCGUCAAUAACAUCGUCUCCUCCAUAUGUGGCAGUCGUCUUCUCCAAUCAGAGGUAUGUGUUGUUAGAUGUAGGGGUGUUCAUGGAUCGGAUUCGAUCUGCAUAUCUGCGGAAGAGAAGCAUGGCUGAUCUCUCAGAAACUCAGCAACAUCCUCGAACCAACUUCGACCUCAUGGCCGCUAACGCCGCCCUCCUAACAAAAAAUCAGCGAAUGGCCGAGCUGUUGGCAGCAAUCUUUGACGAGUUCGCCAAGAUGUUUAUCAACCAUUUUGCAGCAUCCAAAAUUUAUGUGAGAGACUCGGACUACCUCAGCACAAUUAAACAAGGGCAGCACAAAAGCCUAAAAGACUACAUGACACGUUUCACGACGGCGGCCAUGGAGAUCCCUGACCUCAACCUAGAAGUACAAUUGCACGUGAUAAAAAGCGGCCUCAGACCUGGAAAAUUCCAGGAAUCUAUUACUAUGGCAAAACCAAAGACGCCGGAAGAAUUCUGA
Arachis stenosperma is the source of this 990-nucleotide messenger RNA. RefSeq lists its product as uncharacterized. The record is from RefSeq and is a predicted model, not a curated record. The transcript is spliced from 5 exons. NCBI's taxonomy places the organism in Eukaryota, Viridiplantae, Streptophyta, Magnoliopsida, Fabales, Fabaceae. The annotation marks the transcript as partial.